Messenger RNA from Toxorhynchites rutilus septentrionalis, 2214 nucleotides. RefSeq lists its product as uncharacterized. Lineage: Eukaryota; Metazoa; Arthropoda; Insecta; Diptera; Culicidae. The record is from RefSeq and is a predicted model, not a curated record. The transcript has 4 exons. Bases 186 to 2069 code for a protein of 627 amino acids.
ACGUAUAAAAACAAUAAUACUUGCGGGCUAUUUUGAUUCGGUUCCGUUCGCUCCGAUAAAUAUUGCAUUUUUCUAUAGGAAAUAACCAUCCCUGAGUCUGCUAUGAGCUUGUAAUGCUAGCUUUUUUUUCCAUAUUGUUGAUUUAGUUAUUUGUUAUUCUUUAUCAGGCGAACACCUCCAGAACAAUGGUCUUAUCUCGAUUCAUUGAAAAGCUGAAGAUUGGAAAACGUUUCGUUCUGCUCGAUUUAGUGGUUCUUCCCGAUUGCGAUCCGCCAUGGGAAUCUGCUGGGCCUGAGAACAAAUUCGUUCCCCGAGAGGUGUGGCAGCUGAUUUAUCGAAAACUGCAGGAAGUUUGUCUGAAGCAUUUCGGGGAGCACAACGGGAGUGUCCGGAAGGUGGCUGUCCCUUAUACGCUGGACAGGGAACAUGAAUACCGAAUCCUGGAGCGACCAAAUAUUCUCUUGAAGUUUGAGUUCAAAGAUGUUAAUCAGAGGGAUGUCCUGAACAUAGUUUUUAACGAUAGUGAGAAAAAAUUACACAAAGACUGUCUCUGCGUGCAGAUCUGGGAUGAUGCAAGGAACAUGUUCCGAGAGUUGCAGGAAAAAGAGAAAACUGUCGGUCGGUUGCAGAAGGAGAAUGAAGGACUUAAGACGCUGCCUGAGCCGAGUCAGGAAUAUACGCCAACUCCUGUCAAGCGGUCAGGCUCGUCGGGAGAUGUUUCGCUGGGCCAUUCCGAGUAUGUUCCAACGGCUAUCAACGGAAAUUCUCCGGUACAACAGACAUCUUACAAACCUUCCAAAAUAGUAGACACGUACAAAGCGAAACCGGAUCCGUAUACUCCUAGCUCUAGCCAGGAGACUGAUUCGACCAAGAUUUCCUAUAUUCCCAGCUCGUACACGACCCCUUCUCCCAAACAACAAACGGACCAAAAAUCGGCUGUCUCCAGUUCCGGUGAGAACAAAGUCGUUGCAAAGAGGCGCCGUCGGGAAGCGGACAUUUUUGGCCAAUCGGACGAAGAAAACGAAGACAAACCGUCAUCUUCGACUAAAAAGGAACACGAUAGUGGCAGCAACCAGAGUGCCGAAAAUAUUUUCAGCGAAGAUUCAUCGCCGAAAGCGGUCGAUCUCAUUGGGAGCAGUAGCGAUGAAAUCGUACUGUUGAUGGAUAACAAACGGACUCAGCUGCCACGUAAAACUAAGAAUCAAGUUCUGUACAAAGAAUCCAUCACUCCGGAAAAUAAAUCCUGCCAAGCGAUGAGUUCGAAACGCCGUAAGAAGGAAGGUGAAACAACGAAAGACGGAAUGUCUUCCAAGAGUACAAAAUCCUCGUCCAGUGCGCUUAACAAAAGUGGAGUUCUCGACGAAUGGUGUAUGAGAUCCAAAGAUUCGAAGAGCUCAUCUUCCACCAAAAAAGAAGGCGAGUGGUUAGCCUCUUCGAAGCACAUUUCCAAACCAAAAGAUGGAGAAAAACACAAGAGGGAAAGCAAGGCGAAAAAGGAAUCCCUGCCUGUCACUGCAGUAGCCGCUCCUCCACCGGUGGAUCGAGAGAAAUUACGCGAAGAGGUGGAAACAAUGCGGAAAACAAUAGCUAGUUUGCAAAAGCUCGAGCGAAUGCUACCGGAGGAUAAAAGUAAUCUGGAUGUACCGAUAUUAGAUUGCUUCAAACUUUCCAUAAAGGACAUCCAGGAUACCUUCGAGGAUUACCGGGGCGAGCUGCGGCGGAUAUUCGACCGUUACAAGGACCUAUCGGAGCGCCAAUGGCAGAAAGCGAAUGAGUUGUGUUAUUUCACUGAGGUAACGAGUGUUAUGGAAGACGACCAAAAGUACUCGAUGAUGCAGCGGCUCGAGGUGGAGUUCGUUCCGGAGGAGGAUCGUGGGAAGUACACAGAGUUCUUUUCGUCGGUCCUGAUCAUGGAGUGGGGACUCCGCAUCUGGAUGAAGCUUUUCCAGUAUGCCGACAGACAGGAGGCGCUGGAUCGCAUCAGGCUGCAGGAGGAGGCGAAUCCAAUGGAGCUGACGUCGAGCAAUAUCGGUUGUUUGAUGGCGAGUAGCAACAAGAAGAAGCGAUGAGCCUCUGGUGAUUUAUGAUUAUGUUUUUCUUAUUUUUAUUUCUCAACUACAAGUGGGGCCUUAUCAUGAGGAACGAAUGAUUUGUAUUGUUUCUGUUAGGUACAAGAAGUAUAUCUUCGGUUCUCGAUCUUGAACCAAAAACGAA